CAAAGUUCAGGGUUCAGGGGUGUGCUGUGUACAGAGUGCAGAGUUCAGGGGUGUGCUGUGUACAGAGUGCAGAGUUCAGGGGUGUGCUGUGUACAGAGUGCAGAGUUCAGGGGUGCGCUGUGUACAGAGUGCAGAGUUCAGGGGUGCGCUGUGUACAGAGUGCAGAGUUCCGGGCUGUGUACAGAGUGCAGAGUUCCGGGGUGCGCUGUGUACAGAGUGCAGAGUUCCGGGGUGUGCUGUGUACAGAGUGCAGAGUUCCGGGGUGUGCUGUGUACAGAGUGCAGAGUUCCGGGGGGUGUGCUGUGUACAGAGUGCAGAGUUCAGGGGUGUGCUGUGUACAGAGUG
This is a messenger RNA of Staurois parvus, 345 nucleotides long. NCBI's taxonomy places the organism in Eukaryota, Metazoa, Chordata, Amphibia, Anura, Ranidae. The record is from the annotation of a GenBank genome assembly.